This is a messenger RNA of Xyrauchen texanus (razorback sucker), 784 nucleotides long. It is a transcript of the gene mrpl12, whose product is annotated as mitochondrial ribosomal protein L12. Gene Ontology annotation, biological process: translation; mitochondrial transcription. Gene Ontology annotation, molecular function: structural constituent of ribosome. Gene Ontology annotation, cellular component: mitochondrial large ribosomal subunit; ribosome. The record is from RefSeq and is a predicted model, not a curated record. The transcript has 5 exons. Lineage: Eukaryota; Metazoa; Chordata; Actinopteri; Cypriniformes; Catostomidae. The coding region runs from base 153 to 728 and encodes 191 amino acids.
UGCACUGUGGGUAGGUCAGGAUGCAAGCGGAGGACGCCAUGUGCUUCUGCUAGACGAGGACUGACAAACACACUGUUAGAGAGCCGAGUUGCUGCACCGGAGAGCGGGCCACACGUGUUCACUGAAGCGGUCUGUUCUAGACACCGGUUGUCAUGUACUGCACGAGACAUUGCGCCCGGAGCGCGCUGCGGAUAGCGGCGAUUACACACCGACACAAACUACAGACGGCGACAGUGUGUGCACUGCGAACACUCAAGACAAGUCCCGUCAGUCCCGAUGCCAUCGCUACUCCACCUCUUGAUGGAGCACCCAAGCAGUACUCAUCCAAAAUCCAGCAGCUCGUCAAUGACAUCGCCAGUCUCACUCUCCUAGAAGUGUCUGACCUCAAUGAGUUGCUCAAGAAAACUCUAAACAUACAGGAUAUGGGAAUGAUGCCCAUGGGGACAAUGGCCACAGCUGCGCCUGCUGCUCAGGCUGCAGAGGAGGAGGUGGCACCUGCAAAGAAAGAGAAAACCCAUUUUACAGUCAAACUGACAGAACUGAAGGCGGCUGAUAAAGUGAAACUGAUCAAAGAAGUGAAAAAUUGCAUUCAGGGUCUCAAUCUCGUACAGUCCAAGAAGCUUGUGGAGUCCCUACCUCAAGAGAUCCGGGCUAAUGUGUCUAAAGAGGAGGCUGAAAAACUGAAAGCAGCACUUGAAGCAGCAGGGGGCACUGUGGUGCUGGAGUGAAUAUCUGCGCUGGCCCAUUACUUGUUCAGUUGUUUCCUGUCAGUCUUUUUUUUUUU